Orcinus orca (killer whale) is the source of this 2389-nucleotide messenger RNA. RefSeq names its product glycoprotein Ib platelet subunit alpha (gene GP1BA). The record is from RefSeq and is a predicted model, not a curated record. Lineage: Eukaryota; Metazoa; Chordata; Mammalia; Artiodactyla; Delphinidae. The transcript has 2 exons. Gene Ontology annotation, molecular function: protein binding. Bases 130 to 1956 code for a protein of 608 amino acids.
AUUUCCUCCCCAUCUCCACCCCCUUCCUGCCGCUGACCAGGCCCUCCCUGGAGCUGGAAGAGAGAAGGCCCAAGUCACACCCUGGAAGAAGCUCUGUGGCUCCGGAGGUCUUUCUGCUGGCCUGUCCCCAUGCCUCUCUUCCUCUUGCUGCUCCUGCUGCCAAGCCCUUCGCACUCCCACCCCAUCUGUGGCAUCAGCAAAGUGGCCAGCGAGGUGGAAAUGAACUGUGAAAAUAAGGGGCUGAAGGCGCCGCCUCCAGAUCUGCAAGCAGAAACCAACAUCCUCCGCCUGGGUGGGAACCCCCUGGGCACCUUCUCCAUGGUGUCCAUGGUGAGUCUGACUCACCUCACUCAGCUGCACCUGGAGAAGAGCCAGCUGACCAGCCUGCAGACUGACGCGACACUGCCCCGGCUGGAGACCCUGAUUAUAUCCCACAAUUCGCUGAGAAGCCUGCCCUUGUUGGGACGGGCGCUGCCAGCACUCUAUACCCUGGACGUCUCCUUCAACGAGCUGGCCUCAUUGUCUCCUGAUGCCCUGGAUGGCCUGAGCCACCUCCAUGAGCUCUACUUGCGUGGCAACAAGCUGAAGACUCUGCCCCCCGGGCUCCUGCAGCCCACGCCCAAGCUGAAGAAGCUCAACCUGGCUGAAAACGGGUUGAGUGAGCUGCCCCCUGGGUUCCUGGAUGGGUUGGAGGAACUUGACACCCUCUACCUCCAGCGGAACUUGCUGCGCACGAUACCAAAGGGCUUCUUUGGGGACCUCCUCCUGCCUUUUGCUUUUUUCCACGACAACACCUGGUUCUGUGACUGCGGGAUCCUCUAUUUCAGCCACUGGCUGCAGGACAAUGCCAACAACGUGUACAUAUGGAAGGAGGGUGUGGACGCCAAGGCCAUGACCCCCAACGUGACGAGCGUGGGGUGUGUCAAUUUGCCCAACACGUUUGUCUACACCUACUCAGGGGAGGGCUGCCACACCCCUGGCGACAGGGACAGCAUAGACUACGAUGUCUACGAAGAGGAUGACAAGGUGCCUACCACAAGGGCUGCGGGCAGCUUCUCUACCCACACCAGUGCCCACACCACCCACUGGGGCCUGCUUUACUCACUGCCGACUGCUCUGCUAGGCCCCCAAGUGUCCUCCUUGCCUCCAACUAAGGAACAGACCACGUUCCGAAUUUCUACAGGACCCAUCACAUUCUCCAAAACGCUAAAACCCACCCCAGAGCCCACAAGCCCAAGCACCCCAGAGCCCACAAGCCCGAGCACCCCAGAGCCCAGAGCCCCGAGCACCCCAGAGCCCACAGCCCCGAGCACCCCAGAGCCCAGAGCCCCGAGCACCCCAGAGCCCAGAGCCCCGAGCACCCCAGAGCCCACAGCCCCGAGCACCCCAGAGCCCACAGCCCCGAGCACCCCAGAGCCCACAAGCAAGACCUCAGAACCCACCGUAUCCUUAACCUCCACUGAACCCACUUCACUUCCCACUAUCUUAGAAUCCACCACAGCCACCAUCUCUGAAUUUGUCAACCUCCUGAAGGCCCAGGGGGUGGCUCAGUGGAAUGUGGAGAGUUCCAGAAACGACCCUUUUCUCAACUCUGACUUUUGCUGCCUCUUCCUGGGCUUCUAUAUCUUGGGUCUCCUCUGGCUCCUGUUUGCCUCUGUGGUCCUCAUCCUGCUGCUGUUCUGGGUCCAGCACGUGAAACCACAGGCCCUGGCCACAGUCACGCACACCUCGCAUCUAGAGCUGCAGAGGGGAAGGCAAGUGACAGUGGCCCGGGCCUGGCUGCUUUUCCUCCAAGGCUCGCUCCCCACUUUCCGCUCUAGCCUCUUCCUGUGGGUGCGGCCUAAUGGCCGUGUGGGGCCUCUGCUGGCAGGACGGCGGCCCUCAGCCCUGAGCAUGGGUCGUGGUCAGGACCUGCUGGGGACAGUGGCUGUUAGGUACUCUGGCCACAGCCUCUGAGGGGGGGGUGGUUUGGGGACCUCGAGAGAGACUCUGAUGGGCUUUCCUAUUGGGAUCUAGCUGGGGGCGGGUGGGUACAGAGUACAGGGUCGGGGGAGGGCUUCGUUACUGCUUCUUUGUCAGGAGCCUCCUCUGCACACCCCGGGCACACAAUCCCAGACCCAGCAUAUCUGGAGAGGUAGUGAGAUGGAGAAGUUGGGUGGGCCACAGAACAAAGAGAGCUCCUAAUGCUGCAUGGAUGGCGGGGUUCCCAGACCACUACACUAGGUUAUUACCAUCACUUUGGGGAAGUUUUAGGAAAAAGCAAACAACAAACAGAAUAUAGCACAGUUCUCACAUGUAUCCGUGUAUUGAAGGAAACUUGGGAAGAGAUGUCACGAUGUGAGCCCUGAUUGUCUCUGGGUGGUAUAAAUACGGGUGGUUUUAUUUUCUA